UGGUUAGAGAAGGAGUUCUGUAACACACAGAAAUCAGUCUGAGAGUGUUUAGUUUUUUAAUAUAAUGAUGGACUGAAUCUGAAGGAAGAAAUGGUUAAAAGAGGAGUGUUUAUAAUCUCUCCGUCUUUGUGCUCCUCCUCCAAAACCACCUCCUCAUACACACAGAGAACCAGGAAGUUCAUUUCAAAGGAAACUAAACUCAGAGUUCAGUGCAGUCUCACUCUCUCUCUCUCUCUCUCUCUCAUUCUUCUCGCUAUCUGUCAGUGUGUGAGUUCAGGAAAAUGGCCGAGGUGAGUAUUUCAUUAGAUCAGCUUUCAGUGGAUUGGUUAAGCUGUCCAGUGUGUCUGGAUCUACUGAAGGAUCCGGUGACGAUCCCCUGUGGUCACAGUUUCUGUAAGGUGUGUAUUAAUGACUGCUGGGAUCAGGAAGAUGAGAGCGGAGUGUAUCGCUGUCCUCAGUGCAGAGACACUUUCACUCCAAGGCCUGUUCUACAGAGAAACAACAUGCUGGCUGAAGUGGUGGAGAAACUGAAGAAGACUGAAGUCCAAGCUGCUUCUCCUGCUCACUGUUAUGCUGGACCUGGAGAUGUGGAGUGUGAUUUCUGCACCGGGAGAAAACGCAAAGCCGUCAAGUCCUGUCUGAUGUGUCUGGCCUCCUUUUGUGAAACUCAUCUGAAACCUCAUCUUGAAAUUCCUGGUUUGGAAAAGCACAAUUUGGUCGAAGCCUCUGAAAAUCUAGAAGAGAAGAUCUGCUCUGAACAUGAUAAAGUGCUGGAGAUCUACUGUCGUACUGACCAAAGCUUCAUCUGUUAUCUGUGUACGAUGCAUAAACACAGAGGACACAAUACUGUAGCAGCUAAAGCAGAGGGAACUGAAAAACAGGUGAGAAAUGGAAGUCUAAUCUAUUCAGGCAAUUUAAGAUGGUCAACCAGUGAGACGAUCUUUACUGAGAUGAUCAGCUCCAUUGAGAAAAGGCGCUCGGAGGUGACGGAGCUGAUGAAAGAUCAGGAGAAGGCUGAACUGAGUCGAGCUGAACGACUCCUGGAGCAACUGGAGCAGGAGAUCGCUGAUCUUCAGAGGAGAGUCACUGAGCUGGAGCAGCUUUCACACACAGACGAUCACAUACAUUUCCUCCAGAGUUUCCAGUCUCUCCGUGUUUCUUCUGGACGUGAGGUCUCACCCAGCAUCACUGUCAAUCAACAUCUCUCAUUUGAUGAAGUGAGGAAAUCUCUCUAUUAUCUGAAAAAGAGACUCGAGGAAUUCUGCCUCGAUGAAUUCAUCAAAAUCCCUGAACAUGGUGAGAGAAAUUGUCCUGCUGGGAAAUCUUUACUUUCUCUGCAGCACAGUAAAGAGAGACAUCAAAUUUCCCCAAAACACACAGACUUUCAAAUUUCAAAUGAUUACAUGAGGGGAUUACUCGAUGUGCUUCGGAUGUUUUCCUCAGGUACCCUGGUUUCCUCCCCCAGUCCAAUGACAUGCAUUGUAGGCUGGUUGACAUUUCCAAAUUUCCCCAUAGUGUGUAAAUCUGAGUGCAAUUAUACCACACAAUGGAUUGGCACCCUGUCCAGUGUGGAAAAUACUGUCAAAUGUGUCUCCACGGGUUCUGUCCACCCGGGUCCAGUUCAGAGUUUGAGGUGUGCUCACCACAUUAGUCAGCAGAGAGCAGAGCUUGGCAUUAUCACAGGAAGUAAGAUCUGUUUUAGACAAAGGGGCCAUAGAAUAUGUACCCCUUUCUCUGAGUGAGAGAGGUUUUUACAGUCGUUAUUUCCUAAUCCGCAAAAAAGAUGGGGGAGUAUGCAGACAAUUUUAGAUCUGCGUCAUCUGAACCGUACUCUUCGGACAUAGAGGUUCAAGAUGUUGACGCUCAAACUUAUCGUUUCACAGAUUCGAGGACUGUUUUGUGAUGAUAGAUCUAAAAGACGUAUAUUUCCACAUAGAAAUAUUGCCCAGUCACAGGAAGUUCCAGAGGUUCACGUUUGGAGGUAACUUGUACCAAUAUCGGGUUCUUCCCUUCGACCUAGCUUUAUCCCCUCACACCUUCACAAAGUGCACGGAUGCCGCUCUGGUUCCUUUGCGACUCCAGGGCAUCCGUGUUCUAAAAUAACUGGACGACUGGUUAAUUCUAGCGCGUUCCAUGGAGUUGGCAAUUCAACAUCGAGAUGUUUUUCUCACACACAUGAGAAGCUGGGGGCUCAGGUUGAACCCCAAGAAAAGUAUGCUUUCUCCAGUGCAGAGGAUGACUUUUCUAGGGGUUAUAUGGGUUUCACUACGAUGAGGGCGUAUCUAUCCCCAACACACAUAGGGUCGAUCCUAUCAACAUUGAGCAAGAUAAAGCUGGGUCUGGGCAUCCCCUCCAGUUUCUACGAGAGACUGCUGGGGCUUAUGGAAGCUGCAGCCAACGUCAUACCAUUGGGCCUAUUGCACAUGAGACCAUUUCAAUGGUGGCUGACAAGUUGGGGGUUUCGUCCAACAACAAAUAAUGUUUCUGAAUAAAAGUAUUAGACUAAAUACAUGCUAUAAUAACUGGUGUGUGUUUUGUUAAUAUUAUUAUUAUUUCA
This is a messenger RNA of Ictalurus furcatus (blue catfish), 2557 nucleotides long. Its product is annotated as E3 ubiquitin/ISG15 ligase TRIM25-like. The record is from RefSeq and is a predicted model, not a curated record. Gene Ontology annotation, molecular function: zinc ion binding. The transcript is spliced from 3 exons. NCBI's taxonomy places the organism in Eukaryota, Metazoa, Chordata, Actinopteri, Siluriformes, Ictaluridae. The coding region runs from base 282 to 1742 and encodes 486 amino acids.